Molecule: messenger RNA, 1793 nt
Organism: Portunus trituberculatus (swimming crab)
Lineage: Eukaryota; Metazoa; Arthropoda; Malacostraca; Decapoda; Portunidae
Product: cytochrome P450 2C15-like
Exons: 11
Coding region: 150-1658 (502 amino acids)
Biological process (GO): xenobiotic metabolic process
Cellular component (GO): intracellular membrane-bounded organelle; cytoplasm
Molecular function (GO): oxidoreductase activity, acting on paired donors, with incorporation or reduction of molecular oxygen, reduced flavin or flavoprotein as one donor, and incorporation of one atom of oxygen; heme binding; iron ion binding
Source: RefSeq, a predicted model, not a curated record
UAUCUCUUAUAAUGUAAAGUCACCAUGAAUCUACAUCGUCCCUGCCCGUUCUUGUCUAUCUCCAACCCCAUUUCCCUCCACUUCCCCAUCAGCUCUAGCGUAGCCCUCACCGUCCUUUCUCUUGCUGUAGGAAUCACAGCCUACGAGGUAUGUCCAGCGUUUACGCCUGGGAUGCGGGGCUGGUGGGGGCGUGGCUCCCCACCUUCCUGUUGGUUCUGUUCGGCAUCCUUCUCUUCCGUAGCGUCUUCGGAGGGCGACCCAAGAACUUUCCUCCUGGAAUGAUGAUCCUGCCUGUAGUGGGUUCCCUCCUGUCCAUGCCAUUUGGGCCCAGCGUGAAGAUGUUGCGUGGCUUAAGGAAGAAAUAUGGUGACAUAGCAAGUUUCGGAAUAUUCAGCACAAGGGUGGUGCUGGUGAGCGGCGUCAGCGUCAUGAAGGAGGUGUUUGCAAUCAAGAGCACCACAGACCGUCCAGAAAUGAUUCUCACCACUGUCAGAAAUCGAAUCCUCACGGACGGUCGCACGACGGAGGUCGGUAUCGGUGGAAUUUCUGGCCAGUUGUGGCAGGAGCAGCGUCGUUUCCUGCUUCACCAUCUGCGUGACUUGGGGUUCGGCAAGAGUAGUUACGAGCCCGUUAUGGUUGAAGAGAUCACAGAGUUGAUGGACUGUAUGUCAAAUGAAAAGGAUCGCCCCUUGGAAAUGAAGCGCCUGUUCAACCGGUCGGUUAUCAACAUCCUGUGGGCGAUGGUGAUGGGGAGGCGCUAUCCCUACGGCCACGCCAAACUCCACAAACUCAUUCACUCAUUUGUCCAGCCAUCGGACUUCAACCUCCUAUCUCCAAUACAACACAUCCCACAUAUCUUUAAGAUCAUGGAAUACAUCCCGACAGUGAAGGAAGGCUUAUCAAGACUCAGAAACAUUCUCAGUUUUGUUAAGGCUGAGAUUAAGGACUUCAUGGCAGACAGAGAACUCAGGAACGGCGAUAACUUCGCAGCACUUUACUUGAAGGAGAUUGAGAAAAAAGAAAAUCCAAACUUCAACAUGGACCAGUUGAUGGGUGUUAUCUUCGACUUGUUCGUGGCUGGCAUGGAGACCACCUCCAGCACCCUAACCACAGCCGUAUACCUGAUGGCCAAACACCAGGACGUGCAGCGCCGUGUGCAGGAAGAGCUGGAUGAGGUGGUGGGCAGAGACCGCCUCCCUUCUUUCUCUGACAUGGAACGGUUGCCCUACGUGCAAGCCACCAUUCAUGAGGUGCAGAGGAUAUUCAGCCUAGCUAAGUUUGCCCUUCCACACAUGACAAGUGAAGACUGCAAACUUGGCGGCUACGACAUCCCCAAAGGAACCUGGCUGAUGGCUAACCUGGACGACGCUCUGAAAAAUUCUGAGUAUUGGAAAAAUGCUCGGGAAUUCGAUCCUCAAAACUUCCUUGAUGAAGAUGGGAAGUACAAGAGGAACAGUGCCUUCAUGCCCUUCGGAGUGGGUAAACGUACAUGUGCCGGCGAGCCCAUGGCCAGGUUGGAACUAUUCCUGUUCUUCACUCACCUGUUCCAGAGGUUCACCUUCACACUGGUGGAGGAAUACAAGCCAAUAGUUGAAACCAACCCAACUUUUAACGCUGCACCAGAGUACACUGCCAGUGUAAAAUGCCGCCCUAAAUAAACCUCGAUGCGAUCUAAGUAAGAAGUAUAUCCUAAUUAAUGUAAUUGUAUCAUAAUAAGCCUAAACGCAGACUUAAACAUAUGCAGACGAUGUAGUUCCUUAGUAACAAUAUAUAUCACUAAUAUCUCCCCGUUA